AUGACGCGAUCUUCCUUGGUCGAUUCUUGUUCAUAUUCAAGAAUUUUUCGUUGUAUAUUCUUUCUCUUAUCCUUUUGUAUCUUCUUCUUGACAACGACCAAUGCUCAAGUCAUGCACAGACGGCUCUGGCCUUGGCCAUAUUGGCCAAGGCCUUAUCCGCAGCCGUGGCCAAUGGCACCACCAGCACCAAAGCCUUCCCCACCACCUGGUCCAUCACCAAAACCUGUCCCACCACCAGGACCAUCUCCAUGCCCACCAACACCACCGAAGCCUCAACCCAAGCCACCACCAGCACCUAGCCCAUCUGCAUGCCCACCACCAGCACCAGCACCUAGCCCAUCUGCAUGCCCAUCACCACCACCUAAACCUCAACCAAAGCCAGCACCACCACCAGCAUGCCCACCAACACCGCCUAAACCUCAACCAAAGCCAGCGCCACCAGCUCCAAAGAAUAAGCCACCACCUGCCCCAGCUCCAAAACCAAUCCCAACACCACCGCCAGCCCCAACGCCAAAACCUGCUCCACCCCCACCAAAGCCAGAGAACAAAACCAUACCGGCCGUGUUUUUCUUUGGGGAUUCGGUCUUCGACACCGGAAAUAACAAUAACCGAAGCACAAAGAUGAAAAGCAACUAUCGUCCCUAUGGUAUGGAUUUUAAAAUGGGAGUCGCUACUGGUAGAUUCAGCAAUGGAAGGGUUGCUUCCGACUAUCUAGCCAAAUAUCUUGGAGUUAAAGAAAUCGUACCGGCAUAUUUCGAUCCGAAAAUACAACCAAACGAUCUUCUUACAGGCGUCUCUUUUGCUUCGGGUGGUGCUGGCUACAACCCCGCGACAUCACAAUCAGCCAAAGCAAUACCAAUGCUUGACCAAUUGAAAAAUUUCCAAGACUACAUAGAGAAAGUGAACAAGGUAGUAAGGCAAGAGAAGACUGGAGAAGUGUUGGCAGGUUUGGAGAAGACCAAUCAGCUAAUAUCCAAAGGAGUAGCAAUUGUCGUCGCGGGAAGCAACGAUCUGGUCAUUACAUAUUUUGGAAGUGGUGCUCAACGACUCAAAAACGACAUCGACUCUUAUACCUCUAUCAUUGCUGAUUCUGCUGCCAGUUUCGUUUUGCAAUUGUAUGGAUAUGGAGCAAGACGUAUAGGAGUGAUCGGAGCACCGCCACUUGGAUGUGUACCAUCACAAAGAGGAAAGAGAAAGAAAAAAUGUAAUGACGAGCUUAAUUAUGCUGCUCAGCUUUUCAACUCUAAACUCCUCCUUGUUAUGGGUCAAAUGUCAAAAACCCUACCAAAUUCUACAUUGGUUUAUAUGGACAUCUACACUAUCUUCAGUCAGAUGUUAGAGUCUCCUGAGGACUAUGGAUUUGAAGAGACAAAGAAACCGUGUUGCAAAACAAGAUUGUUGACCGGAGGUGCACUCUGCAAAAAGUCAACAUCGAAGAUAUGUCCCAAUACAUCGUCUUAUUUGUUUUGGGACGGUAUGCAUCCAACUCAAAGAGCUUAUGAAACUAUAAACAAAGCACUUGUAACAGAAUACGCCCAUGUUUUAUCUAAAUAA
This is a messenger RNA of Capsella rubella, 1554 nucleotides long. RefSeq names its product anther-specific proline-rich protein APG. Gene Ontology annotation, cellular component: extracellular region. The transcript has 5 exons. Lineage: Eukaryota; Viridiplantae; Streptophyta; Magnoliopsida; Brassicales; Brassicaceae. Gene Ontology annotation, biological process: lipid metabolic process. Gene Ontology annotation, molecular function: lipase activity. The record is from RefSeq and is a predicted model, not a curated record. Bases 1 to 1554 code for a protein of 517 amino acids.